Messenger RNA from Parnassius apollo (apollo), 351 nucleotides. NCBI's taxonomy places the organism in Eukaryota, Metazoa, Arthropoda, Insecta, Lepidoptera, Papilionidae. The record is from the annotation of a GenBank genome assembly.
UUGUUCCUGCGCGCCGUGCCCGCCCGCACCGCUGCGCCUCCCGCCGCUGAUGCCUCUACCUGCGAGGUAACGCUCACAUUGAGCUGCGGCGCACCGCGCGGCGCCUGGCGCGCCUGCUGCGUUAUUGCCGCGCGCCGCGCCCGCCCCGCGCCCCGCACCGCCGCGCCCCUCGCUGCCGUCGCCGCAAUCAGCCAGGUAACGCUCACAUUGAGCUGCGGCUCGCCGCGCGGAGCUUGGCUGCCGGCUGAGUGGCUGCCGCCCACCGCGCCCGCCUGCGUCGCCAGCACCGACGCGCCUUCCUCCACCACGGUCGCAACCAGACAGAUUGGAGCGCUACAAUCUGAAUUAUAA